Molecule: messenger RNA, 1623 nt
Organism: Acanthaster planci (crown-of-thorns starfish)
Lineage: Eukaryota; Metazoa; Echinodermata; Asteroidea; Valvatida; Acanthasteridae
Product: acetylcholinesterase-like
Molecular function (GO): carboxylic ester hydrolase activity
Source: RefSeq, a predicted model, not a curated record
AUGAGCAAUGACUAUCUGCUGGCGCGAGUCAUUCUCGCCCUCUGCACAUUGGUGGGGCUGAGUGUCGCCCAAAUCCAACCAGAAGUCACGGUGGAAGGUGGCAAACUGGUUGGAGUCACCGAGUUCUUUGAGGAGUCGGAGUUCUUGGAGAACAAGACCAUCGACGUGUUCAGGGGUAUACCGUACGCCCAGCCACCCGUGGGGCCGCUGCGUUUCAAGCCCCCGGUGACCAAAGAACCCUGGGAUGGGACGUACAACGCCACGUACUUCCGAGAUCCUUGUGUGCAAACCUUAGAGCAGGGCAAUAUACUACCUGGGCUGCCGAGUGCCAGUGAAGACUGCUUGUUUCUGAACAUCUUUACCCCAAGACCAGCAAUCAAAGGAGGCGCUGCUGUCAUGGUCUGGAUACACGGGGGUGGGUUCGUCCAAGGGUCCUCCGAUCAGUACUAUGCACAACCACUGGUCGCCUUUGGGGACGUCAUAGUCGUCACCAUCAACUACCGAUUGAACAUCUUUGGAUUUAUGACAACAGGUGACGAGGUGGUGCCAGGUAACGCAGGCCUUCUGGACCAAGUAUUUGCUCUUCAGUGGAUCAAGAAGAACAUAGCAGCCUUUGGUGGGGACAGUGAACGGGUAACUAUCUUCGGUGAGAGUGCCGGGUCGGCCAGCGUCGGUGCCCUGAUACUGUCCAAAAUGUCGCAGGGGUUAUUCCAAAACGCGAUAAUGCAGAGUGGCACAAUAUUUUCUCCGUGGGCGUUUACGGACGGAAAACGAGAUCGUCUCCGACAGGAAGCCUACGACAUGGGGAAGAGACUCGGCUGCAGUGCACCGGACAGCGCCGCUCUGGUGGAAUGUUUGAGACAGCAGGACGCGAUGGCUGUUUUUAACGCAUCACAACAGGCAUGGAUUGCGACUACCGUGCCUCCGGUGGUAGUUGAUGGGACUUUCCUGGACGAUACACCAGCCAACCUGUACGCAACCGGACGAUACAACCACGCCUCAAUCCUCCUCGGUACUAACAGCGAGGAAGGGUCCCUUUUUGUUCGAAACAACCCGCUUUUCGGUUCAGGAGCGCAGGAGGAAACACCCUUCCUGACCAAGGAGGACUUCGAUCGAGGCGUGUCUGCGGAAGUAGCCAACUUCUACCACGGUAAUUCGGAGGCUACGAACACCCUACUACUGGAUGCUAUCAAACAACAGUACGUCGACUGGUCUCAUGCGGACAACCAAACCGCCAAUUACCUGCAGUCAUACGUGAAGUAUCUCACCGAUGGCGCUUUUGUCAGCGGAACCGACCGGGUGGCGCGCUAUCACGCCCAAAGCGGCGACGACGUCUUCCUGUACCAGCUAACAAGGGUUAAUGACUUCGCGUGCCUGGGUUUCUGGCCCAAGUUUACCGUCCCCGAGCUGGAAUACAAAGAUCUCGACUUGGAUCUCGUGACCAAGAGAGCCCUCAGGAGCCGAGAAUGCCACUUAUGGAACACGUUUGUAGCCCAGCUCAUAACAAUGAUGGCUGAUGCGGACAUGGCCGAACUUGAGUGGAAGCAAUCUUUCCACAACUGGAAGUACACGGACAUGGCAGAGUGGAGGGCUCAGUUCGCCAAAUACAUGGAGGAGCUAUAA